Molecule: messenger RNA, 1794 nt
Organism: Hepatospora eriocheir
Lineage: Eukaryota; Fungi; Microsporidia; Hepatosporidae
Source: the annotation of a GenBank genome assembly
AUGAAUCUUAGAAGAUACGAAUGUAAAUAUUCAGAUGUUGAUAGUAAACAGGUAGUAAGUAGAUUCAAAGAGAUGCAUCCAGAUUAUUUUGAGUUAACAGAGUGGAGCAAGAGAGUAAAUUACUUAGAUAAUAAUAAGCUUGGAUUGUCUGACGAUGAAAUCAUGUUAUAUAUUAUUGGAAAAUGUGAAAGUAAUUUUAAAAUUGUUAGUAAAUUAUUAGAAUUGGUUGAUUUAUCAAAGUUAAAAACAGGCUAUAUAUUAAGCUUCAUUAAUCAAAAAUUUACAGAGGUAAAAUUAGAGAAAGAAAUUCUUAAAUUACUAGGUUUAUUGGAUGAAGUAACUAAGGUUGAAUUUAUUUUAAGUGGAGCUAAAUUUAAUGUAGGUAAGAAGGCUGCAAGAUAUUUAGAAUUAUUAGAGAAAAUAAAAUUAAAUAAUGAUAUAAUUAAAUCUGUAUUAAAUGAAUUAAAUAAGAUUAAGUACACUGGAAUAAUAGAAAAGAAAAGAUUAGUUAAAUCUAUCAAUUAUUUUAAUGACAAACUAAAUGAAGAAUCUAAGGCUGAUAAUUUAGAAAGUAAUGAUAUUCAACCUGAGAUCAAAGAAAGGAUUAAUAUUGAAUUUAAAAAGGAGGAUGUUGUUGUUGAAAAAAUUAAAGAAUUUGAAAAGAUUGAGAAUGAAGUAAUUAAAGAAGAAGAAGUUGAUACAAAUAAUCUUAUUAAUGUUGUUAAGUUAAAACAAAAUGAUUUAAAUAAUGAGAAUUAUCUUAAUAUAUUAAACAAUAAUUUAAUUAAUAGAAAUGAAGUUGAAGUUAAUGAUUUUAUUAUAUUUUUAGUAAUGAAUCAAAUCAUAUUGAAUGAUGAUAACAUUUUAAUACUAAUUAGUGUUUUACUAACUAAGGAAUUAUACUACCUGUUAGAAGUUUUAGAUAGAAUUUAUCCAAUGUCUAAAUUGUAUAAAAUAUAUAAGAAAGAUGAAAGAUUAAUGAAUGUACUGGUUAAAAUAAUUGGUAAUAUUACAAAUAAGUCAAAUGAAAUUGACGAACUAAAAGUUGUUAUAAAAGAGGUAGAAGAGUUUUUUGAUUUGUUGAAAAUAUUAACAAAUAAUAAACAAAAUGAUGAGAAAAACAAUUCUAAAGUUGAUUUUAUUAAUAGAAGUUUAUUAGAGAUGAGUUUAGUAGAAGAAGAAAGUUUUAAAAAAAGUAAAAAUGAAAUUAAUGUUUAUGAGGAAAUAAAACAAUUAAGUGAUGAAAAUCAGAUAGUUGAAUAUUUUAAGAACAAUAAUUUAAAUAUUAGAACUUUAAUACAUUUAAAUAUGAUAAACAUACUAAGUGUACUUAUUAGAAACAAUAUUGGAUUUGAUGAUCAUAUUAGUGAUCUUUUAAAACUUUUUAGAAAUGAUAAUGACAUUAUGAUGGGAAUAACUUUGAAUAGUGAUUACAUUAAAGUUUUGACAGCAUUAUUUGAUUUGGUAAUUGAAGACUCUGAUACAAGAAUUAUGAAAUUGAUAUGGAGACAUUCUAAAAAUUUAACUAAAUGGGUUGAUAAUAAAAAGGCUAGAUUAUUAAUAACAACAAUUGAUAAUAUUUAUCGUAAGCAUGGAUCUACUCUGAGUAAAUCAACAACUACAAUGUUAAAAGUUUCAUUGUUACAUCUAACUGAACUUUGUAAUGUCUACUCAACGAAUAUUAUGAAAUUUGAUAGCAGUAAGAAUUUUAAAGAAAUAGCAAGUUAUAUAACUUCUAAUAGUGAUUUACCAGUAGAAGAUAUCAGAUCAAUCUUUUUAAAAUAUAAAGAAUAA